This is a messenger RNA of Prorocentrum cordatum, 507 nucleotides long. The record is from the annotation of a GenBank genome assembly. Lineage: Eukaryota; Dinophyceae; Prorocentrales; Prorocentraceae.
AUGGAGGUGUCCUUGGAAGACGUGGUGAGGACCUACGCCCUUGCCGUCGGAGGCCAGGCCGAGGAAGACGCCCACUUCAUCGUGGCGGAGGAUCCCGGCGGCAUCAACACCGGACUCUUCCUUCUGCGAGCUUCUGAGUGGUCGUUGGGAUUCCUGGAGAGGGUGUCGGCGAGUGCCUUCACCGUUGCGUGGGAUCAGUCGAUGUUUUUCUGGGAAAUGGUGCGUGGUGCCCUGGACAUCGACCUCGCCGACUUCGGCGCCGACUUCGGCUACCCGCCGCAAGUCCGGCUAAUCCACCAGGCGCACUUCAACGCAUUCGUGCCGCCCGCCUCGACGGAUUGGAUGGCAUACGAGUGGCGCCCUGGAGACUUUGUGCGCCACUUCGCAGGGUGCCCAUGGCAGGAGCCGCCCUGCCUGCGGAUGAUGGAGCAGACGGCCCUCGUGGCGGCGCUGCCGGCGGAGGAGCAGGUGCGGGCUCUGGCGGCGUUGCGGGAAGCGGCGCCGUGA